Knipowitschia caucasica is the source of this 612-nucleotide messenger RNA. The record is from the annotation of a GenBank genome assembly. NCBI's taxonomy places the organism in Eukaryota, Metazoa, Chordata, Actinopteri, Gobiiformes, Gobiidae.
AUGAAAAACUACAUUGCUUUGGCUGUGCUGCUUUGUGCUGUGGCAUCACUCACACAUGGAUUUUGUAUGGUCAAACCAGCUUUACCACGAGAACGUGACCUGGACCCGGGCGCAGCGCAGCCCGGACCAUCCUCCUGCUUUGGCGGCUUUGACCUCUACUUUGUUCUGGACAAGGAACACAUCCGUAAAGGACUGGAGGAGCUGCAGGUCGUCCUUCCAGGGGGGGGUACGUUCAUGCACGAGGGGAUUCUCAAGAUCAUUCACGAGCCACCUCCACCGCCUGCAGAGGAAAGCUCGCCCCCCAAGCAUCAGCCCGCCUGCUCCACUGGGUACUCUCCCUCCUGCACCCAUGGGACCUCCACCAUACACCGCUGCCCCCAGCCUACCCCUGAUAAAAUCAAACGGCGCAGCUUCAGCCUUUGCCCCUCCCACCACACUUCCUCCUUCUCCAUCAGGACCACCACCAGGGCGAGCUCCGCCUCCCUCCCGUCCACCACCGCGCCCCGGACUCUAGAACAGUCACAGCAUCAGUUAUUAUUGAUUGUAGCAAAGAAUAUGCAAGUGGGCGCUGCAGGACAAGAGGAAUCCGAAUUUGAUUUGUUCCUGGCAUAA